AGGUCCCUGCACUGCACUUCGGCCUCCAGCCACAGAUGGCGCUGUACGCCUACGGGUGUGUGUCAGGCCUACUGGUGGACGCGGGGGCCAGCGGAACACGUGUGUGUCCCGUCUACGAGGGGUACUGCCUUCCCCACGCCGCUCGAUCCUCACCUGUUGGGGGGGAUGCUGUGAUUGGCUACCUGAAACACCUGGAGGAGGGGGCAGGUGCUGGGACUAAGACGGAGGAGACUAAUGGAGAGGAAGAGGAUGAGCUGAAGAGGCGUGGUUGUUACGUUGCCCAGGACUACGAGAUGGAGCUUCAUCAUCAUCAUCAUCAUCAUCAUCACCAGGGGUCAGAGGUCACAGAGUACCGGCUGCCCGACGGCUCAACGGUCGCUGUGGGAGACCAGCGUUUCCGUAGUGGCGAGCUGCUGUUCCGUCCCGCGCUGCACGGCUACUCUGACCCCGGCGCCCACAUCCUGGCACUCAGCAGCCUGCAGGCCUGCAACGGCAACGACCUCCACAAUCACCUUGACAAUCACAUCCUCAAUGACCUUGGCAAUGAUCUCCUGAGUGACCUCCAGAGUGCUCCCGAGUGCUCAUUGCAGCGCCUCCUACUGGGCAAUGUGUGCGUGUGCGGGGGCAUGUCUCUACUUCCUGGAUUCCCGGAGCGUCUACAGGGGGAGCUAGUGCGCCUGGUGCCUCAGGGGAGCGCAGUACAGCUGCUGAGCGCCAGGGGGCGCCACUGCUCUGCAUGGCUAGGGGGCGCUGUAGCAAGUUGUCUCAGCAGCUUCAAACCACUCUGGAUCACCAGCGCACAGUACAGGGAGGAGGGGAGCAGUGCUGUGUUGACACGGUGCUACUAGGCACACACACACACACACACACACACACACACACACUUAGUAUCACACACAGAAACGCACGCACACACAGACAAAGGUAAUCAAAUGACGUUAUAGAGAUGCUUUAACUAAAAGAUAUAUUAUUUUAAGAUGUCAUAUUAAAGGUGGUUUGAA
Molecule: messenger RNA, 1001 nt
Organism: Engraulis encrasicolus (European anchovy)
Lineage: Eukaryota; Metazoa; Chordata; Actinopteri; Clupeiformes; Engraulidae
Product: actin, muscle-like
Exons: 3
Coding region: 36-848 (270 amino acids)
Source: RefSeq, a predicted model, not a curated record